AAAACAAAAUCUCAGACUUAGCGCAAGUGACUGACAGUGACACUGAACAUCGGGAUAAAGAAACGUUGACUUAACUUCUUCCCACGAAACAAUUUCUCAAGAAGCACUAGUAACAUUAUUAUACAUAUCAAGCAUUAUGGCUGAUUCCCAACGAACCGUUAUGAUUCCUAUCGACAAAAGUGGAAACAGCAAAAGGCUUUUUGAAUGGUACUUCGAAAAAUUACGAAAGGACAACGACAGAGUAAUUUUGAUACACGUCUACAGUGUCCCGCUUAUGUCUACACCAACUGCCAGAUUUGGUUAUUCAGUAUCGUUAACAGAAUGGGAAGGUGUGGAGAAAUCUGUGGAUAAGGAAAUACUGCAAAGGAUAAGUGACUUUGAGGAGCUUUGUCGCACAAAUAAUCUACAGUUCAAGACAAUUUACAAAACUGGUGAACCAGGCGUUGUUAUUUGCGAAAACGCACAUCGAGAACAUGUGACCCUUAUUCUCAUGGGAACACGAGGUUUAGGCAAGCUUGCGCGGGCGAUUCUGGGAAGUGUGAGUAAAUAUGUGAUACUACAUAGUGAUUUGCCUGUUUUGGUUAUGCCACCAAGUACUGGAAGCAAGUAAUUUUACUGUGACUGAGUACGUUUUUCCAAAAGCCUGAGAAUAAAACACAAUAUUUCACGAUCUCAUGAAUAUAGAAAGAGAUAAGGAGUUACAAGUGUAGAUGGGGAAAGGGGGAUGUACCUGUAAGAAAAUAUUUAUGUGGAUUAUUUAUUCGUGUGUUAUGAACAGUUAAUGUAUAUAUUAGUGGAAUAAAUGGGUUUCGGUUUUAUCGUAGUACCAGCAGAACUGCAAUCUCUUUACUGAGUUAAUAUUACUGAUAUGCUUGGCUUUCGUUAAAUAUAAUCGGCUCAAAAAACAACCACACAAUUAUAUUCAUUUAAUAAAACUCACUAUUAAUUAUAC
Molecule: messenger RNA, 952 nt
Organism: Dendronephthya gigantea
Lineage: Eukaryota; Metazoa; Cnidaria; Anthozoa; Malacalcyonacea; Nephtheidae
Product: universal stress protein A-like protein
Exons: 4
Coding region: 137-610 (157 amino acids)
Source: RefSeq, a predicted model, not a curated record